CCCAACUGAUAUGUUUGAGAAUUCGCUGUUGAUCAUAAAGCCGGACUAUCUGGACAAGCGGCGUCCGGUGCUUCUGAAGUUGCUAGCUGAGGGAUUUCAGCUCCAGGGCAAUCGUAGGAUUGCCUUUUCGCCGGAAUCUGCCGCCGAGUUCUAUGCUGAUUAUGCCGACGAAAAGGGCUUUAUGUUGGAGGUCAUUCUGCUUUCGAAGGGCGUUUCCGAGGCUUUUAUCGUUACCAAAGACAAUGCCGUGCAGGAGUUGCUGAACAUCAUGAUUUGUUAUUUUGGUUCGGCUUCAGAUCUGGAACGCAAUAUUCAUGUUACCAAAAAUAGCCGCAGCGUGGCCCGUGAAAUAAACUUUAUUUUUCCUAACUAUAUCCAUGAGCCCCAUCAGAUGUUCGACCACAAUAACUUCUGCAAUCGUUCGAUGCUGAAGCCGCUGAUCGAGGAGAUCUACAGUGUGAUGCAGAAUGUAGACUGCAGCCAGGAAAACUGGAAGGUGCGGCUGUCCGAUUAUUUGGUGCGCAGCAACCCAAAGAUGCCCCAAAUCAGCAACCAGUGUCAACUGCGACCGGAUGUGGGCAUCCAGGACAAGUCGCAGCAGACCACCAUGACCUAUGCCCCGAUGCCGAGUGUAAGUGGUGUGAAGCCGCGAGCCAAAAAGUCACAGAGCAGCGGUUCGCCCUUGUCCUCGACCUCACCGCACUCAUCCAUGCUGCUUUCGUCCUCCUCCUGUGUCACCUGCGGAGGAUUCGAAAGGACCGAGACCUGCAUCUCGGAACUGGAUCUCAAUAAGCGAGUGGAACCGCACGAUGAGGAAGCAGUUUGCGUGGACGAAGAGAUCCUGUGGAAGGAGGUGGUGGUCUAUGAGGAAAUCCAGCCGGAGGAGGAGCAGGAGUCCAAGGAGGGACCAGCUUAUGAUAUGGGGGAAGAGGGUCAGGAAGAGGCGGAUGGGUCGGAUGUGGAGUCAGACAAGAGUUCCCAUGAGGCAGCACCACCACCAGCCGCAGCAGCUGAAGAUGUGGAGUCGGAGCCGGGUGAUGCAGCCACUGGAGAACCUGUUCCUGCUCCGGCAGAGGUUCCUCCUUCGGCAGAGGCUCCUCCUCCGGCAGAGGCUCAACCCCCGGCAGAGGCUCCUACUCCGGCUCAAGAAGCUCCUCCUGCUGAAGCUCCACCCGCAGAAGAAGCUCCUGCAGCUGAGGAACAACCCGAAGAAUAAGUUAUAUUCUCCAGUACACCUGUUGCCGCAUCUUUUGUUUGCCUGAAACAUAGAAAAAAAAUGGACUUGAAUGCGCGCAAUUUCUGCAGCUUCCCAUUGCACCAGUAAAACCACCUUCAAAUGCCAAAUGCGCACUCGCAGAAUUCGGGAGGAGGUCCUGCAUUUUUUCCCCCGAAAAGUGCAACCUACACAGCGGCAAUAUCAACAGGAGCCACAGACACGGCAGCAACAGCUUUGAAACCUCAAACUUCCCGCCAGCAACAUUGCAAAAAAGCGGUCCAUGUUUUUUUUUGUGCGCCUUUCAAGUUUCCAAUAAAAAACGUGGAAAAAUAGAACAAA
Messenger RNA from Drosophila elegans, 1555 nucleotides. RefSeq names its product fibrous sheath CABYR-binding protein. The transcript is spliced from 3 exons. Bases 11 to 1216 code for a protein of 401 amino acids. NCBI's taxonomy places the organism in Eukaryota, Metazoa, Arthropoda, Insecta, Diptera, Drosophilidae. Gene Ontology annotation, biological process: negative regulation of oxidative stress-induced intrinsic apoptotic signaling pathway. The record is from RefSeq and is a predicted model, not a curated record.